CCUGUCACAUGACAGCAGUCCGACGUCUUACCUCGCAUAACUAGGACACAGGUUUUUUCCAUUUGCAGCUUUUUCGGUUUUAAUUAGUUUGUGAUUCUUUUUCUAAACGAUUUGCACAUUUUUUUUCAACUGGGAUCUGUCUGUGCAUACGAGUAGAGCUGUCGCAUCAAACACUUCCUGCUUCCUGCAGAGACUCCGCAGCGCUGCUGUCAGAAGGGCCAACGGUGUGACCGGAGGAUUUGAGUCAUAAGUUUCACUUGAGUUUAAGACGUCGAGAGGCAGUUGUCGCUGUUGCAAUAGAAGGGAUAUUUUAAAAAGGAGAAUCUAAAACACGGCAGCUGCUGAGAGAAAUUUGGGGUUCAUAAUAGUGUCUUCGACGGGUCUGGAAACUGAGCUCAGUCUCUGUACAGAACGGGAGAAGGAGAAGGAGAGAAAGGAGAUGAAGGCAGCGAUGCUGGGGAUCUGUAUGUUGUUGGUGUCAGUUUUGGACGCCUCUCCACUGCGUAAGGCGCACAAUUCACCCGUGUCUAUGGGAGAGUACGUCAUCGAUUCCGGAAAGGCGCUGUCUCAACUGAAGGCUUGGUUCGGGUGGAGAAAUCUCACUUGCCCUAUCUGUAGAGUCGUGUUCACCGCAGUCGAUGUUGCUCUUCUGAGUGAGAAGAUUGAAGACAGAGUGGCAGCCUUGGCAGCCAGAGUGUGCAAGGAACUGCACCUUGCAGAUGAGAGGGUCUGCACUCAGAUUACCGAGCUCUUCAAAGUAGAUGUCAUCUACGUGCUGCGGGAAUCCCUUCUCCGGCCAGCUGAGGUGUGUGCUCUGGUGGUGGGCAGGGACUGCGGGCAUUAUGACAUCUAUGCUGAGUGGAACAUCACCUUGCCAGCUGUGCCCAAGCCUCCAGUGGUGCCCCCCUCUCCUCCUAAACCAGGUUCAGCUCAAAGCAGAGUCCUCUUCCUCACUGAUGUGCACUGGGACCACGACUAUACUGAGGGCACCACCGCUGAGUGCAAGGAGCCUCUGUGCUGCCGGAAUGAGUCCGGUGUUCCUCAUUGGCAUCACAGCGGCGCUGGCCUCUGGGGCACCUACAGCAAUUGUGACCUGCCCCUGCGCACUGUGGAGAACCUCCUUCAGCACCUUGCUGCCACUGGCCCUUGGGACUGGGUUUACUGGACUGGAGACAUCCCUGCUCACAAUAUCUGGGCCCAGACCCGCAGCCAGCAGCUCAUGGAGCUCAGCAGCAUUAGCCAGCUGAUCCACAAGUAUCUGGGCAGCGUGCCCGUUUAUCCUGCAGUGGGCAACCAUGAAAGCACACCUGUCAACCUCUUUCCCCCUCCCUUUGUCCAUGGCAACCGGUCCUCAGCGUGGCUCUAUGACAGGAUGGCAGAUGAGUGGAACAUCUGGUUACCCGCAGCAGCUUUGGAGACACUCAGACUGGGGGGGUUUUACACUGUGGAAAUACAGCCUGGCCUGCGCUUGGUGUCCCUCAACAUGAACUUCUGUGCUAAGGAGAACGUUUGGCUAAUCAUCAACUCCACUGAUCCUGCUGGGCAGCUGCAGUGGCUUAUCAACGUCCUGCAGGAUUCUGAGAACAAGGGCGAGAAGGUACACAUCAUUGGGCAUAUUCCCCCUGGCUUGUGUUUGAAGAGCUGGAGCUGGAAUUACUACCAUAUUGUUAACAGAUAUGAGAGCACUAUUGCGGGACAGUUUUUUGGACACACACACUUGGAUGAGUUCCAGAUGUUCUAUGACGAGGAGACCCUGACCCGCCCACUAGGUGUAGCUUUUAUUGCUCCCAGUGUAACCACCUUUGUCAACCUCAAUCCAGGUUAUCGUGUAUACUACAUGGAUGGUAAUUACUCAGGCAGCUCUCGCUUGGUGCUGGACCAUGAGACCCACAUUCUGAAUCUAACAGAAGCCAACAACCAUACCAUUGGCCCCAGCUGGACUUUGCUGUACAGGGCUCGAGAUAUGUACAAGCUUCAGACCAUUUUCCCUGCUGAUUGGGAUGGACUCAUUAAAACGUUCCUCCAGGAUGACCAUAUUUUCCAAAAGUUCUGGUAUUUGAACCACAAGGGCCAUGUGUCUGAGCCCUGCAAAGAUGUCUGCAAGACUGCUGCUCUCUGCUUCCUGCGCACUGGGCGGUAUGAAGACUCCAAACUGUGUGAUGGUCUUGGCACAGGUGUGUCCUAUACGGACAUUACAAAGGUCAUUAGAAAAAGAGCACUGUGCUAGCCACAUUGGUCCCUUCAGAAUGAGUGGCAAUUCACAGCCUUACAGAACUUAUCACUGCACCUGCCACAUUUUUGCUGCCAAUUCUUUGUAUUGAUCCUCUAAAAUGGCAUGUAUUUUUAUGGAAAUCUGGUCGUCUUCUAUUAGCUAUAUUAAGUAAAUAUUCUGUAUGAAGACUGAAUUAAUUGGAGACUGCUAAAUGGCUCCUACUAUACCUUGAUUCCACACUUGAUUGAACUGUUACCAAGAAGUUGUCUUUAACUUUCAAUCUCAGGCUGUUAUUAGGGUUAGCUUGGUUUUGAAUGUAGGGGGAUUUAUGGUUGCCAUGCACUAAGCCUCAUGUGCCUUUUUCUUCAGAGAGCAGUACAGUAUUAUAUUAUCUAGUAAAUCCUUUAAUACAUGGCCAAGCGUGAAUGGAAUUAUUGAACUCCUGAAUGAUACCAGUCUAGUCAGGAUAAUCUAUUUCCAGGCCCUGCCUGCCAUUUGCUGACUCUCAGAGGUACAGAUGGGUCAGGUGGCCCAGGCACUUGUUUGGGCAUUUGUUUAAGAAGUCAUCAGCGUAACUGUCUGAAAUCAGUGAAAAGUGUCUGUCUUCCAGAUGGUACACAGGACCCUCUGUUUUCAAGUUAUUUCUUGUCUGUCUACCUGCCAUUGAAGCCUUAGUAAGCAGUCAGUAGGUGCCCCUUUUCCCUGCCUUAUGUUAUGCUGUCUGUAAAUAAUGCUGACAUGUUUUGUGAUUGAAUAAAUAAGAUCUCUCAGUAUGUUCAACACUUGCGUAAAAACAAUGAAAUCCCAUUACAGUGAACCAGUAAGCAACAUUCUUCUUUUUCAGUGACUUAAAAUUGAGGUAGACAAGCAGAAACAAAAUUUGGAGUCAUUGUGCAAGAGAAACUACUGUAUGGAAACAGUAUCCCAGAGAGCAUAAGGAUGUCCUGCAGUUGUCUUGUGUGGAUAAGUUGCAAUUCCAAACAGUGUAUUACUGAAGUACUUUUUCAAAAAAGCUUAGUGUACUUAGAAAACGGAUCGCUGAUCAUGAAAUCCUGCUGAUUGAAACAUCAUUAAGGUCUCUUAAAAUUUGGAAAAAUAUAUUUCUUUCUUGCUUUGAGAGCAUGAUUAAUUUGAUCUGUAUAAACAAGAUAACAGUACAAUUUUACAAGGACCUGGUUUUCAUUCCAGUUGAGCUUAUAACUAUUUUCUACACUCAGGACAAGUCUCACAAAUCUCUUUUAUGCGAGUCAUUUCCAAUAAACACCUCUUAUUGUUUAUCCAUUUAUACUGUGCUGAAAAGGGUGGGAUUGACACUGUCAAACUCUUACGAUCAGUGUCUUCAGUGCUGCAUAGGCCCAAGUCAUUAAAAUCAUAAACAAUAAUUGAAAAAUAAAAAGAGGGGGAGUUAAAGCCCAGUACAGGUUUUGUGCCAAUUCUUAACCUCAUUCUACUGUUCAAGAACUGAAGUGUUUUUAAAGCCACACGAUGUAUGCGUGUGCCCUGUGAUAGACAUGUCCACGGUGUAUCAAGUUUUUUACCCAAUUGUUCCCAGGAUAGGUUCAGGCCACCAUGACCCUGAAUUGGAUAGGCAUUUAUUAAAAGUGAUGUUGAUUAAUUUUCAAAAUGUAUCAGUGUUUUGGCUUUAAUUUCCCCAUUAAUACUGAUAUGGCUAACUCAUAGAAUGUUUUGAUGGAAUUAUGAAAAAGUAUACAUUUAUGAAAAAAAUACAUUUGAAUAGUGGUUGAUUUCCUACUUCUUAACACCAACUCUGAACUCCACCAAAUAUGCAACUUAUACUUGAAUUAUUGUAUUCAUACUUAUAUUGGGUCCUGGUUUGGAUUCAGAACUGUGGUGCUUUCUGUGUUCUGAGUGUGCACACGUUUUCUCCCAUCUUGUAAAGAAAUGUUCGUCAGGUUAAUCAGUAUCUCCAAACUGUCCCUGUAUAUUUGUGUUUGCUCUGUGAUUCAUUGGUGUGCGUCCAGGACUGGUUCUAGGUUAUGGCAAUGUUUUCCAGUCUUGAGUAGAAUAACUCUAUGUGCUAUUUUAACAAUUUGCUGGCUUUCUACAUUCCAAAAUAUGGAG
Lepisosteus oculatus (spotted gar) is the source of this 4294-nucleotide messenger RNA. RefSeq names its product sphingomyelin phosphodiesterase 1 (gene smpd1). Gene Ontology annotation, biological process: ceramide biosynthetic process; sphingomyelin catabolic process. The record is from RefSeq and is a predicted model, not a curated record. Gene Ontology annotation, molecular function: acid sphingomyelin phosphodiesterase activity. Gene Ontology annotation, cellular component: lysosome. Lineage: Eukaryota; Metazoa; Chordata; Actinopteri; Semionotiformes; Lepisosteidae.